This is a messenger RNA of Dendroctonus ponderosae (mountain pine beetle), 1152 nucleotides long. Its product is annotated as ras-related protein Rab-33B. The coding region runs from base 274 to 885 and encodes 203 amino acids. The transcript has 4 exons. NCBI's taxonomy places the organism in Eukaryota, Metazoa, Arthropoda, Insecta, Coleoptera, Curculionidae. Gene Ontology annotation, cellular component: endosome; Golgi apparatus. Gene Ontology annotation, molecular function: GTPase activity; GTP binding. The record is from RefSeq and is a predicted model, not a curated record.
ACCACUGAAUUUCAAAAUGACAAAUGACAGUAGGAUGUAGUCUGCGUUGACAGCUAAUGUCAAAACUUGUUGAUGUUUAGACAUUUGCACAAAUUUUGUUUUUAUAAGAAUUUUUCAUCAGCGACAAGUUCUUAAGAUUUUAUUCAUCUUGUGUGUACAUCUAUGUCUCUGUUGUUACUUUUUACCAGAGAUACUCCGGUGAUAACCAGUCAAGCACUAUUAACCUUAGAUGAAGAUAAGUUAUUAACACAGUUUAAAAGUAUUGUUUAAAAUAUGGCACUAGUGGCUAAUUCGCCACGUAGAAACACUUUUAAAGUUAUAAUCAUCGGGGAUUCCAAUGUUGGGAAGACUACAUUAACAUAUAGAUAUUGUGAGGGUGCAUUUACGGAUAAGCCGGAAGCGACAAUCGGUGUGGAUUUUCGACGUAAAAUUGUAGAAAUCGAUGGGGAACCGAUUACUUUAGAGCUAUGGGAUACUGCUGGACAGGAAAGGUUCAGAAUGUCCAUGGCUACUCAUUACUACAGAAAAACAGACGCAAUUCUUUUAGUUUAUGAUGUAACGAAUCGGCUUUCCUUCACCUCUUUAGUGAAAUGGGUGGAAGAGUCGCAGUCCUAUUGCAUGCCCGACGUCCCCAAGAUUCUUGUCGGUAAUAAAUGCGAUGGAGUUGUUACAGUUGCAACACAGGAGGCUCAAAGGUUUGCCGACAUACACAACAUGCGGCUUUUUGAGACGUCCGCCAAGCUGGAUUCGGAAUACGACAAUAUUCGGUCCAUCUUUGAAACUUUAGCGCUGAAAAUAAAAUACCAAAGCCGAUCUUCGCAUUAUGGCCUACGACUGGAAGCUAGCGCCCCGCAUUGCGACAAUUCUAGUAAUUCCUGCUGUUGAUAACAACCAACCAGCUGAACGUGUAUUCAACAUUCCUGUCAUCGGUAUAAUUGUAUGCUUUUUAAUGUAAUUCAUAAGCUUUAAAAUUCACUUUCUGGCUGUUAGUCAGAUUUAAAUGAAAUUAAAAUCAAGUCCGGGUUUUAGAAGCCAAAAUGUCCCUGCCUGGUCAAUGGAAGCGACGUGAACAACCCCGUUAUAAUUCACUCCAUUAUCAUUUCCAUUAGAGAAACCUGUGAUGUGCACUUAAAUAUAUGGAUAUCAAUGUCA